Tachysurus vachellii is the source of this 3669-nucleotide messenger RNA. RefSeq names its product cyclin dependent kinase 17 (gene cdk17). The transcript is spliced from 17 exons. NCBI's taxonomy places the organism in Eukaryota, Metazoa, Chordata, Actinopteri, Siluriformes, Bagridae. Gene Ontology annotation, molecular function: protein kinase activity; ATP binding. The record is from RefSeq and is a predicted model, not a curated record. The coding region runs from base 324 to 1904 and encodes 526 amino acids. Gene Ontology annotation, biological process: protein phosphorylation. Gene Ontology annotation, cellular component: nucleus; cytoplasm.
GGCGGAGGCGUCAGUAGAGACGGCAGUAACCCGCUCCGACCUGUGUCAGUAUCUGUCGGAGUUCAAGCGAAACCCAUUAAAAACACACCUGAGUUUGACGGAAUCACAGACGGAAUCGUUUGGGUUUUGAGCUUCAUAUCCCGUGACUAGGUUUAAGCCUUGAGACAGCAAAAGGUCCCCAAAAACCGCGAUAAUCAACAACACCCGAGGAGAAGCGUGUAGAGAAAAGACGGCAUCCGGCCUGCGAGGAAGAAGAAGCCGAAGGCUGGUACUCUGGUCUAAGCGGCUCUUUUUAUUUCUGGCCUCCGCUGCCUCAGAGGCCAAUGGAGAAGAUGAAGCGGUUUAAGAGGCGUUUGUCGCUCACACUGCGUGGCAGCCAGACCAUCGAUGAGUCCCUCUCAGAACUCGCUGAGCAGAUGACCGUAGAGGAAAACAGCAGUAAGGACAGUGAGCCAAUAGUGAGGAAUGGACGGCCGCCCUCAUCACAUAGUAUGCACUCGUUCUUGCACCAGUACACGGGUUCGUUCAAGAAGCCUCCUCUUCGCCGGCCUCACAGCGUCAUCGGGGGCAGCCUGGGCUCCUUCAUGGCAAUGCCACGAAAUGGAAGCAGACUCGACAUAGUCCAUGAGAAUUUAAAGAUGGGAUCCGAUGGUGAGAGUGAUCAGGCAUCGGGAACCUCUUCAGACGAGGUUCAGUCACCCACUGGAGUGUGUCUCCGCACACGAACACAUCGCCGCAUAUCCAUGGAGGAUGUGAAUAAGCGCCUGUCUCUACCUGCUGAUAUUCGGAUCCCUGACGGUUAUCUGGAGAAACUGCAGCUGAGCAGCCCCCCCUUCGACCAGCCGCUCAGCCGCCGAUCACGCAGGGCCUCACUGUCAGAAAUUGGCUUUGGCAAACUGGAGACCUACAUCAAACUGGACAAGCUUGGAGAGGGAACAUAUGCAACGGUUUUCAAAGGCCGGAGCAAACUGACAGACAACUUGGUAGCUUUGAAGGAGAUCCGGUUAGAGCACGAGGAAGGGGCACCUUGCACAGCCAUAAGAGAGGUAUCAUUACUGAAGGACCUGAAGCACGCCAACAUUGUUACGCUCCAUGACAUCGUCCACACAGAAAAGUCCCUCACCCUUGUAUUUGAGUACUUGGAUAAGGAUCUAAAGCAGUACAUGGAUGACUGUGGGAACAUCAUGAGCAUGCACAAUGUGAAGAUUUUCCUCUUUCAGAUCUUGCGAGGACUGGCAUACUGCCACAGACGUAAGGUUCUGCACAGGGACCUGAAGCCACAGAACCUACUCAUCAAUGAGAAAGGGGAGCUCAAGCUGGCAGACUUUGGUCUUGCUCGAGCCAAAUCUGUCCCCACUAAGACUUACUCAAAUGAAGUGGUAACUCUUUGGUACAGACCUCCAGAUGUACUGCUCGGUUCUUCUGAAUACUCCACACAGAUCGACAUGUGGGGGGUUGGGUGUAUAUUCUAUGAGAUGGCUGCAGGUCGGCCGCUUUUCCCAGGCUCCACAGUGGAGGAUGAACUGCAUCUUAUCUUCAGGCUACUUGGUACACCCACAGAGGAUAACUGGCCAGGAAUCUCAUCAAUCGAAGAAUUCAAAUCCUACAACUUUCCAAAAUACAAACCACAGCCCUUCAUCAACCAUGCACCGAGGCUAGACACUGAAGGAAUUGAGUUGUUGUUGUCAUUUCUUAAGUACGAGUCCAAGAAACGAAUUUCUGCUGAUGAUUCGAUGAAACACUCUUACUUCAAGAGUCUUGGCAUGCGCAUGCACACGCUGCCUGAGAGUAUAUCUAUAUUUACACUGAAAGAAGUGCAACUACAGCGAGACCCUGGUUACCGGAAUGCCUCAUACCCCGAGACUGGAAACAGCAAGAACAGAAGACAGAGUAUGCUGUUCUAAGCACUGACUCUGACAAAUACACUCGCACAAGCAUACAAACAAACACACGAACACACACACAAAAGCACACAGUGGUUCAGGAUGAUGGUGUUUGCUCAGCAACUGUCUUGUACAGACUAACAGACUAUCCUCCCUACCCUCUUUAGUCAGAGUAUGAGUGUGUGUGUGUGUGAGAGACAAAGUUAAGGUGAAUGGUUGAGUGAGUGGGACAGAGCAGUCCGGCUCUCCUCCAUCCUUCCGUGUCCAGCAUGCAGUCCCACUGACAGAACACAGUGGCACCCCUGCCCCAUGUCUGCUUCCUCAAGGCAACACAUUGGAGAUUAGACUGUGAGAGGGAGAUCGUGUAUAUAUGUGUGUUAUGUGUGUGUAUUUAUUGAAAAGGUCGUCUGGCUUUUUUUUUGCUGCUAAUCAACUACUGUCUCCUUGUAACCUUCUCUACUCUCAGGCAGCCUUCCUGGUUGCGGACACAUCAGUACUGCCGUCAAGGAUUUAAUUUUUUUUUUUUUAAUAGUUCUUGUAAUUCUGGAUAUAAUUAUGUUAAUAACGUUUAUAUUACAAAUGUCAUGUUUGUUGUUGCCCACAUUUUGAAUUGCAUCCUUUCUUUUUUGGCAUGGUUAUUAUGUAGAAACAGUAGUUUCUACACACUUUGUAGAAGCUGUACAAAAACUCCUCACUCUCAUUCCAAUCUCCAAAGCUCAUUUUGACAUGCCAGAUGACCCAGAGACUGGGGAAGAUACCCUCCUCCUCUCUGUCAGUGAGCCGUGGAUGCAGCAAGUGUGUAACUCCUUCAGGGAGACAAACUCACCGCGAGAUAGAGAGCACUAAACUGCUUAUAGAUGCUACUGAAUCAUUUGUGACCGUCGCCACGUUCAGUCAGCAUUGUGAAGCCAACCGUGAUGUCGGGGUGGAGGACCAAGCUGUGAGAGGGGGAUCAAUACCACUGGACCAGCAGUAAUCACUUGAUCUUCAGUCUUUUCUGCAAAGACCUUCCACACCUACUUCUUUGAGCAAAUGUUCUCUUUUAUUGUCGUUCUACUUAUCUUUUUCCCCUGUGAAAAUUUUCUGCCUAGACUGAAGUGCUUGUAUGAGGUUUUUCCCCCUUUGAGCGCAAUUUAUUCUAAUGCAUCAUCAGUGAAUGUACAAAAAAUGAGUCAUGCCAGAUCUCUGUAGCAUUUUUGUAUGCGUGUUUGCGUGUAUGUCCGUGUGCGUAAGAGAUCAGGGAGAUCAGACAGCACAGAAGCUUGUUGCACCAUGCUAGUAAGUUUUCUGAAGAUGCAUUAGCUUCAUUAACAGUAUUAGAUUUUUUUUUUUAAGUUACAUUUUGAUUCAUCUGUGAAUAAUAAUAUAACCGUGUGGCAUGUUGGCGUCCAACUGUCUCACCUUCAUUUUAGAAAUUUCUUUAUUUAGGGGAAAAAAAUAUGAAAAAUACAGAACAAAAACGUGGCUCUAUUGGACCAAUCUCUUCCCCCUGAUCUUUAUACACAUGAAGAAAAGAUUUCAGACAGAGGUUUUAGAUUAAACAGAUUUUGUUGUUUUUGAACUGACCUCUCUGUUGAUUAAUAUUGUAAUUUUGCAGUUGAUUGUGACUGGAGAAGCGUGUGUAUGUGUAUAGAUGCAUGGAAAGCCUGGUGUCUCGUUAACCUCGCCUCUGUGGAACACUGACGCUCUCAGUUGUAUACCAGCUGAAUUGACCAUUUAACUCUUUCUACUGCAGAUAUUUAUUUCUGUGGAUCAGUGAAGUAAACAUGGUCUGUUUCCUACAGAA